AUGCGGACGGCAGGGAAGUGUCAUGGACGAACGGGCGUUCAAUCGAAGAGACAUUCCUUGCAGCGCCCACCGGCAAGUGACGGAGAUGCCCAACGACCGACACGGACCAGACGCAAGGACAUGGCCCAUCGGCAGCGUGACGCUGAUUCCGUGGCGAUCCGCUCUCCACCCAACUCGCAUAGCGCACUACGCGCCACGCACCCCAAUCGGGUAACGUAUAGCACUCACUACGAGAACUGGAAGAAUGUGACGACUAUUUCGCGUCCAUUUCCCGUGCUGCCAUGGAGUAUCGGUAUGCCAGACAUGGACAACGUGUGCUUGUCCUUUUACCAUUCCGUGAUGUGUACCGUCGGGGUGACCGUUGAUGAUGAGCACUUCAACCCCCUCCGCAGCACGGUGAUGCGUCUCGUGUUUCGGACUGAGACAGCGUAUUAUGCCGUUCUCAUGGCCAGUGCACAUUACCUGCGAUCAGUUGAGAGUAGGUUCGAAUUAAUGGAAAUUCAGAUUCGCUCGAGGGUUCUAAGGGGCUUGCGGCGAGCCCUGAUGAAAGAUAAGUUGGAUUGGGAGGACCUGCUGGUGCCGACGAUCUUUCUUUGUUCUUCGGCGAUCUCUAGCAGCUGCGACGGCUCCUGGGCAAAGCAUCUCGCCUGUUUCCAGUUGAUCGUGAAGGAGAUGGCCCGUGGCCACAGAAAGGCUCCCCCUAUGCCACAAUUCUUCAUCAGCUACUUCUCUGCGCAUCUCGUGCUGGCUAAAUCAGUGUUCUCAAUUGAGGACACCCUGCCUGUCGGUGAAAUACCAACCACCCCUAUUAGCCCCACCUCCUUAGCCAGCUCGACGAACACCGAAAGGGUAUCAUGGACUUCCACCAAGGAUCUUGCCAAGGUGAUGCCAGCGGACACACUCCAUGAAAUUGACGUGUGGAACGGCCUCAGCAGCCACAUGUUACUGCUCAUUAACGAGAUUCUGACUCUUAAGCACGAUGCCCAAGUACUCCGUGACCAAUCGUUAGAUCCAUCCACACCCCAGAUAGCGGUCAAGCAGAAACAAGCCGCAAUUGCGGAUAAGAUCACAAACUUGGAAGCAAGUCUAGCUACCACAACACAGAUAAUCCCCGUCUCGUUAUACAAAGACCGCAGUCCUACCGAAUCCAGACAUGGAUUCCGCUUACUCAAAAGCACAAGCGAGGCCUAUCGCCUGGCGUCCUACCUGCUCCUAUCAGAGGCAGUUUGUCCUCGAUUCCUUGGGUAUACCUCCACCGCUACCCCGAGUAUUGAGCGGCUCAGGGAUCAGGCCCAGAGGGCACAAUACGUCGACCGCAUCUUUCACCUGGCGAACUACGUUGUAUCCUCGGUGGAUCACCUCCCCAUAUCCUGGCCUCUAUGGCCGCUCUUUAUUGCUUCCUGUUGCUGCUCACAAGACGAGAAAAGUAGAGCUAUGAGGAUAUUUCGCGCCGCCAGAGACAAAGCCCCAUACGAGAAUAUUCCUCGAGCGCAGACGUUAGUCGAACUACUCUGGCAGCGCAGGGACAUGCAGACGGAGUCGCACAACACCGUGCGGGUUGGUCGGUUCGAGUGGGAAUCUGCGAUGGAGUUUCUUGGUUGGCAGACAAGCUUUGCCUAA
Aspergillus pseudonomiae is the source of this 1620-nucleotide messenger RNA. Its product is annotated as transcription factor domain-containing protein. Gene Ontology annotation, cellular component: nucleus. Bases 1 to 1620 code for a protein of 539 amino acids. The record is from RefSeq and is a predicted model, not a curated record. The transcript has 2 exons. Gene Ontology annotation, molecular function: DNA-binding transcription factor activity; transcription cis-regulatory region binding. Gene Ontology annotation, biological process: positive regulation of transcription by RNA polymerase II. Lineage: Eukaryota; Fungi; Ascomycota; Eurotiomycetes; Eurotiales; Aspergillaceae.